CACGUCCGCGCCCCCGUCAAGCGAGCGAAGCUGCUGACUGCCUAACCAGUGUACAAUGAAAGCCCUGUCAAAAUUCACUGCAACAGGCUCAGUCUUCACAACAGAAAACUAACUAGCCAACAGCGAGGCUUUUAAGUUCCCCAUAGUAUUAGUCGCCGCUUUGAUUGAAAUAAAAUCGCUGGCGAACGCCGGUGCCAAGGGUGUUUCCCGCUGACAGGGGAGGAAGCACAGCAGGUGCACGCGCGCAGCCAGGCGACCAGCGCUGGGUGUGUCCGGAAUGGCGGGCGGACGGAGGGGAGCCAAUCGCACCUCUUACUGCCGCUCUCCCUUGAGCAGCGAACCGGGCUCGGUCGGCAACGGCAACCACUCCACCAGCUCCCCGGUGACGGGGGUGCGGUCCCGGACCAGGAGCGGGUCCGGCACGGGGAUCUCCAGCCCCCCCUUGGCGGCGCAGACGGUGGUCCCGCUCAAGCACUGCAAGAUCCCCGACCUCUCCAUGGACCGGAACGUUCUGUUCGAGCUCCACCUCUUCUUCUGCCAGCUCAUCGCGCUCUUCGUCCAUUACGUCAACAUCUACAAGACCGUCUGGUGGUACCCUCCCUCCCACCCGCCCUCGCACACGUCUCUGAAUUUUCACCUCAUUGACUAUAACAUGCUGGUGUUCACCAUCAUUGUGCUGGCUCGCAGGCUGAUUGCCGCAAUAGUGAAAGAGGCGUCUCAGAGCGGGAAGCUCUCGUUCCCGCACUCCAUCUUCCUGGUGACGGCGCGCUUCGCUGUGCUCACGCUGACGGGCUGGAGCCUGUGCAGAUCGCUCAUUCACCUCUUCAGGACGUACUCCGUCCUCAAUCUGCUCUUCCUGUGCUACCCGUUCGGCAUGUACAUCCCCUUCUUCCGGCUGAACUGCGACUUCCGGCGCGCGGGGACCCUGUCGCCCAUCACCAGCAUCGGGUCGAAGGAGGUGGGGGGCGUGGCCGGGGGGCGGGACUACCUGACGGUGCUGAAGGAGACGUGGAAGCAGCACACCAGCCAGCUGUACGGCGUGCAGGUCAUGCCCACCCACGCCUGCUGCCUCUCCCCCGACCUCAUCCGCAAGGAGGUGGAGUACCUGAAGAUGGACUUCAACUGGAGGAUGAAGGAGGUGCUGGUCAGCUCCAUGCUCAGCGCGUACUACGUUGCCUUUGUGCCCGUCUGGUUCGUCAAGAGCACGCAGUACGUGGACCGGCGCUGGUCCUGUGAGCUCUUCAUCCUGGUUUCGGUCAGCACCUCCGUCACGCUCAUGAGGCACCUGCUGCCCCCCCGGUACUGCGACCUGCUCCACAAGGCCGCCGCCCACCUGGGCUGCUGGCAGAAAGUGGACCCCUCCCUCUGCUCCAACGUCCUCCAGCACAUAUGGACAGAGGAGUACAUGUGGCCUCAGGGGGUCCUGGUGAAGCACAACAAGAACGUGUUCAAAGCCAUGGGCCACUACAACGUAGCAGUGCCUUCGGACAUCUCCCAUUACCGAUUCUACUUUUUCUUCAACAAGCCGCUGCGAAUAUUAAACAUCCUCAUAAUUCUGGAGGGAGCGAUGAUAUUCUACCAGCUGUACUCCCUGAUGUGCUCGGAGAAGUGGCAUCAGACCAUAUCCCUGGCAUUAAUUCUGUUCAGCAACUACUACGCCUUUUUCAAACUGCUUCGGGACAGAAUAGUUCUGGGGAAGGCCUACUCGUACAUGAACAGUUCGGCCGACCAGAAGAUAAGUUAACUCUCCCUUGUUCGGCCUUUUGGGGAAAAUGAGAAAUGCGCAUGAGAGCUUUGUAUUUUUUCUACAGUUGGAUUUUUUUUUUUGUGUUGUUGAUGUUUUUUUUUGUUCUGAUCUGCCAUAAAUAAAGAAGAAGCAUAUUUUUGUAUUCCCUUAA
Messenger RNA from Anguilla anguilla (European eel), 1898 nucleotides. It is a transcript of the gene tmem39b, whose product is annotated as transmembrane protein 39B. Bases 278 to 1744 code for a protein of 488 amino acids. Lineage: Eukaryota; Metazoa; Chordata; Actinopteri; Anguilliformes; Anguillidae. The record is from RefSeq and is a predicted model, not a curated record. Gene Ontology annotation, cellular component: membrane. The transcript has 9 exons.